AUCUUUGCUGACUUUCUUUCCCGCAUUUGUAGUACACACGUAGAAAGCAAACGUAACUAUAUUUAUAAGACGAACGUCAGAUCCCAAUCUCCCCUCCCCUCUUUACCUCGUCUGAAACUGUAUUUUAUGCAUUGGGCGUCUCGCGUUAUAGAUAGAGUAUGUCUGGAAUAUGGAGAUGGAAGAAAGUGAGAGAAAUGGCUGUAACGGCAUCGUCAGCAAGGACCACAUGGCUCGGCCGUUCGUCGAGGAAUAAGAAAUCGCCGGAGGUAUCGAAUCCGCAUCAACACUGCCGAGGGUUUGUGAAUUGCCUUCACGCAGGGUCGUAUAUCAAGCGGAGGGAGUCGCUGAUAGGGGUUCAGGCCAGGCACAAAUGGGACCAUGGAGGUUCUCAUGAUGAUUUCCAGACCCGUAGGAUCAGGGCUGAGGCCAAUUGCCCUCGCUGCUCCAAGCACAUGGAUCUCCUAUUUUCGAAUAAUAGCCACCAGCUUCUUCCACCCUCUUCCUCCUCCGCCGAUGAUAUUGAUACCAAAAUUAAUGCCAAUGAUAAUAAUAAUAAUAAUAACCAUGACUCCAAAGGAAGUAGUGGUCCUUACCAGGCAGUCAAUUUGUGUCCCAAUUGUAAGACAGCAUACUAUUUUCGGCCUUACAAAAUGGCCCCUCUUCAGGGAAGCUUUGUUGAAAUUGGGAGAGUUAAAGCCAACGGCGGCGGUGGCAAGGGCUCUAGCAGGAGACCCAGUGAAGAAGAAGAUUAUGGAAACAUACUCAGGGCAUCCUUCUUGGGGACUCCGAAAUCUUUCAGUUUUGAGCCACCGGAGAAUUGGCCUCCUCCGUCACCUCCGUUAGGUAAUGGUCUGGCCGUGCAUACGCCUCCUGGACCGCCCUUUGCACCUGGGGUUAAUGUCAUUCGAGCUGCAGGUCCUGGUGGCCCAGGUGGAGGUGGAGGCGGCGGCGGCGGCGGAAAUGGAGGCAGCAAUGGAGAGAAAAAUGGGUGGGGUGGGUCUAAUUUGGGGAAGCAUUUUCCAACUCCAAAGGAGAUAUGCAAGGGGCUUGAUAAGUUCGUCAUUGGCCAAGAACGUGCCAAAAAGGUGCUUUCAGUGGCUGUUUAUAACCACUACAAAAGGAUAUAUCAUGCUUCCUUGCAGAAAGGGUCAGGAGUGGAAUCAGGGUCUGAAGAUAAUGAUGAUAACGUAGAAUUGGAGAAGAGCAAUGUACUUUUAAUGGGCCCAACUGGCUCAGGAGUUAUUAGCAUGAUAGAAGCUGUAGUUAAGCUGUCCUUCUGGCUUAAUUUUGCAUAA
This is a messenger RNA of Ilex paraguariensis (yerba mate), 1295 nucleotides long. NCBI's taxonomy places the organism in Eukaryota, Viridiplantae, Streptophyta, Magnoliopsida, Aquifoliales, Aquifoliaceae. The record is from the annotation of a GenBank genome assembly.